Spinacia oleracea (spinach) is the source of this 628-nucleotide messenger RNA. RefSeq lists its product as uncharacterized. The transcript has 2 exons. NCBI's taxonomy places the organism in Eukaryota, Viridiplantae, Streptophyta, Magnoliopsida, Caryophyllales, Amaranthaceae. The record is from RefSeq and is a predicted model, not a curated record. Bases 64 to 555 code for a protein of 163 amino acids.
AUUCGUGCACAACUGUUAGCACGAUCGCCGUUGCCAGGACUCGACGAGGCGUACCAGACGGUUAUGAAUACCGAGACCAUGCGCGCCAAGGCUGCGAGAGGUCCGGAGAGUGUCAUGGCGUUCAAGGUCGAGACUAAGGCUCGGUCGAGGUCGGGAGAUGUCAGUCGCAGAUUUUGUGGUCAUUGCAAUCGUGAGGGUCAUGAGGAAGAAACUUGUUAUCAGCUGAUUGGAUUUCCUGAAUGGUGGGAUGAGAAGAAACGAGGAGGACGAGGGCCUGGUCGAGGAGGCAGGACGUCGAUUAGAGGAGGCAGAGUAGCUCGCGGGGCAGCGUCGUCGACCAGUGGUGUCGCUCGUGCCAAUGCCGUGAGCAAUGCCACAGGAGGGGCGACAACCACUGUGACGAGUGGAGACGGAUCGCAGGGUGCAGUGACGACAACCAAUCAUGAGCUUGUUGGGGUGACGAAGGAGCAAGUCCAGCAAAUAGUUGACAUCUUGUCACGACCUUCAAACAAGUUGCAAGGACCGCUCGACGAGGAUGGUGAUUGGCGUAGGUGAUCGACAGGAAGGACUAUAUUUUUUCCGUGGGGCUCCAAAGGUUCGUGUGCUAGCAGUGGAGUGUGUGGUCGAC